This is a messenger RNA of Plectropomus leopardus (leopard coralgrouper), 604 nucleotides long. Lineage: Eukaryota; Metazoa; Chordata; Actinopteri; Perciformes; Serranidae. The record is from RefSeq and is a predicted model, not a curated record.
GAUUGUGGGUCAAACGUCAGCCCGCCGCCAUAUCUGUCUUUCUGUACCGGCUGAAGGAGAGAGUCCGGAGUCAUGAGAGGAAUCCGCUCUCUGAACAACCUCCCCAAACGUUGCUAUGCCGCCGCCAGGAGGAGUGCAGCUCUGACUGAACCCCUCUCAGGCCGUGCACGGCCCUCAGCGCCACCUCUCCCUCCCCAAAAUGUUCAGGUGUCCAAGCUUCCGAACGGUCUGGUGAUCGCGUCGCUGGAGACCAACUCACCUCUGUCCAGCGUUGGUGUGUUUGUGAAAGCUGGGAGUCGCUAUGAGACUUUGGAAAACCAGGGCGUCUCUCACGUGCUACGACUGGCAUCAAACCUGACUACGAAGGGUGCGUCUGCCUUCAAGAUCUGUCGUGGAGUGGAAGCACUGGGGGGCAGCCUGAGUGUGACAUCAUCAAGAGAGACCAUGGUCUACGCCGCAGACUGCCUGAGAGAUCAGCUAGAUUCAUUAUUUGAGUAUUUGGUCAACGUGACCGCAGCUCAGGAGUUUCGGCCGUGGGAGGUAUCCGACCUGACGUCCAGGGUGAAGAUUGACAAGGCUCUGGCGCAGCAGUGUCCUCAGAUCG